AUGUCUUCUUUUUCCAUCAAUGACGAGUCAACUAGCUGGCAUGGUGCCGGUGCCGCCGAAUUCGAUCUGCGCAGCGAUACCAUGACAAAACCAACUCCUGCCAUGCUCAGUGCCAUCUGCCAGACUACCUUAUUGGACGAUGUCUUCAACGAGGACCCAACCACAAAUACUCUCCAGAGCUACGUAGCACAGAGAACUGGCCAUGAAGAUGCACUCAUGGUCCUGUCGGGUACCAUGGGAAACCAAGUGGCCAUCCGUUCGCACUUGGCGCAACCUCCUCAUUCUGUUCUAUGCGACUACCGGUCUCAUAUCAUCUGCUAUGAGGCUGGUGGCGUGAGCGCAUGGACCGGGGCCACCGUUUCAACAGUAAUUCCCAAGAAUGGAAUUCAUCUGACCCUGGAAGAUAUUCAAAAGCACGCCGUUCUUGAUGACAACAUCCACCAUUGCCCUACAAAGCUAAUUAGUCUGGAGAAUACCCUCGACGGUAUGGUCAUGCCCCUGUCCGAGGCUCGACGCAUCGUUGAAUGGGCUCACGAGAAUGACAUCAAGGUGCAUCUGGACGGCGCACGUUUGUGGGAAGCAGUUGUCUCUGGUGCGGGCAGUCUAAAUGAAUAUGCCGGCUUGUUUGAUAGUGUGAGUCUGUGCUUUUCGAAGGGUCUUGGUGCACCGAUUGGAAGCAUCAUUGUAGGUUCCAAGGAGUUUAUUAAAAAAGCGCGUUGGUUCCGCAAAUCUAUUGGUGGUGGCGCUCGCCAAACAGGAGUUUUGGCUGCCGCUGCCCGGGUAGCCCUUGAUGAAACUUUCGGCACAGAUUCCAACGGUCAAACUGGCAAGCUUGCGGCCACUCAUACAAAGGCCAAGCAUAUUGCUGACCUCUGGACUAGCCGUGGUGGUAAACUCCAGAAACCGGUGCACACUAACAUGGUAUGGCUAGAUCUUGAAGCCUCUGGGGUGGGACCCAACGACCUUGCAGUCAUUGGCAAGGAGAAGGGAUUGAUACUGUCUGGAUGGCGGGUGGUUGUCCACUAUCAGGUCUCCGAUGAGUCAAUUGCCCGUCUGGAACAGGUAUUUGAUAUUGCGAUUAAGGGAGACUACCAAAGUAGUAAGGACCAAAGUAAACCAUACGGAAGCAGCAAGCCAUGA
This is a messenger RNA of Penicillium taxi, 1140 nucleotides long. RefSeq names its product threonine aldolase GLY1. The transcript is spliced from 3 exons. Gene Ontology annotation, biological process: L-threonine catabolic process; glycine biosynthetic process. The record is from RefSeq and is a predicted model, not a curated record. Bases 1 to 1140 code for a protein of 379 amino acids. Gene Ontology annotation, molecular function: L-allo-threonine aldolase activity. Gene Ontology annotation, cellular component: cytosol. Lineage: Eukaryota; Fungi; Ascomycota; Eurotiomycetes; Eurotiales; Aspergillaceae.